ACUUCAGAUGAAAUUAACAGUAGUAUAUAAAGAUCUAUUGAAAAAUAUAUACAUUACCAGACAUUAAAACACAUAAUGUAAAAAUGCAAAAGCAAACAAAAUUUAAAUAGAGAUAAAAGGAAUAUACAGAAUACUAACUAAAUUCAUACCUAAGAAUGGUUGCUGGUUUGUUUUGAUGAUUUGGACUGAUAGUUGCCAUCAGUCACCAUCUGAUCUUCCAUUCUUGUCUUUUCCAAUUUCUGUUUUCUCUUCUUUCCCUUUCUUUCUCCUCUCUUCUACUUCCUUCCACACUCCAAAGUACACACAAAUCAAAUCAACUGAAUUUCGUUUGGUCUCUUUUCAGUCUAUCAUGGAUGACCCUCCCAAACACCGUCUCCUAACUCUCCUAAUCGCUCUCAAAGAAGCUUCCAAAGCCCUUCACACCAACACCAACCCUUUCUCCUUCCUCUUCUUAACAGAUUCCAGCGCCGCCAUUGACGAGCUCCUCGACCUCGAAGCCAAGGCCCACGCCGUCUUCUCCUCCGACCCUAACCUCCACAACCUCUCUCGCAUCCUCUCCUCCCUCCCAUCCCUAAUUGAUAAACUCCACAAACACCGCGGCUACUUCCCACGAUCCCUCCUCCAACGCCACCUUACCAAAUGCAAGAUAUCCCACCUCGCCAGCACCAUCCAAUCCGAAAUCCAAAAGUACAUCGACCGCGUCGCCGUUCGCGAUCUCGUCGACGCGCUGCAGGAGCCGCCGUCGCGGCACGACGAAGAACAGCGCCAGGUCAAGGCUCUCGUGGAGUUCCGGCAGAGGCUCUCUCAGGGCUUCGAUUUGGAGUUCCAGGACCUGGUUCUGCGCGCGAAGGUGUUCACGCUCUUGGAGUGCGUGCUGUUCGAGAAGUCGAAUUAUAGUUCAAAGCACGUGAAAGAGGAAGCGGCGAUGACCAUAGCAGCGCUGGUGAAGUUCAACAAGAACGUGUUCGUCGGGCUGGUGCUGAUGGGCCCCACCAUCAAGGCCUUGAUAGCGAUGGGUUCGGCGUGCUCCAUUCGCGUUCUGUCGUCGCUGAUUAAUUUCAUUCGAAGCCCCCUGAUUGAUGAGAUUCUGUGCAGCGGUGAGAUCCCUAAAAUCAUAGGGUUUAUGCGUUCGAGGGAAUUAGGGCUUCGCGUUGCGGCGUUGGAUUGCGUUUUGGAAUUGGGAUAUAUAGGGAGAAGGGAAGUGGUGGAAGCGAUGGUGAAAGAGGGAGUGAUUGAAAUUCUAAUGGACUUGCAAAGAGAGGGGUGCAGUGAGUGUGAGUGUGAUUUGGCUUUUGGGAAUUGCGUUUCUAGGUUUGCGAUUCAAGUGGAAGUGGGCGAGGGAUUAAGCUCCCAAGAGAAGAGAGAGAUUAAAUCAGAAAUACUGAAUAUUGUGAAGGAAGUUUCGCAAAGUGAAGCAGAGUUUGCGACUGUUAGCGCUGAAAUUCUGUGGGGUUCUUCGCCUUAAACUAUCCACGUUUUCUAUUCAAUACGUUUCUGAGAAUUUAUUCCUGUGUCCAUAUCAGAACAAUAAACCCAAGUGUCCCCAAAUAUUUCAAGGGAAUGAUUUCAAAUGCAAUGAUUCAAUCAGCUUCAGGUUUGGAACAUUAGUAUUGUUUUGAAAUUACUAUGACUUAGCUUAUAGGAAAUUGAUUUAAAUUAUUUGAAUCAUCUUUUCCUUUGUAUUUGUUUUGUGAAUUGAAGCGUGUGAACAGUUCAAUUGAAAUUUUGAUCA
Molecule: messenger RNA, 1732 nt
Organism: Vigna radiata var. radiata (mung bean)
Lineage: Eukaryota; Viridiplantae; Streptophyta; Magnoliopsida; Fabales; Fabaceae
Exons: 2
Coding region: 176-1465 (429 amino acids)
Source: RefSeq, a predicted model, not a curated record